AUGUCUCCGUAUCAGCUUGUUUAUGGUAAAGCUUGUCAUUUGCCGCUCGAACUCGAGCACAAGGCAUUUUGGGCCACCAAAUUCUUAAAUCUCGGUUCCAAAAAAGCUGAUGGUUCCCGAAUUCUCCAACUCUAUGAGUUAGAAGAAUUUAGGAACUAUGCUUAUGAGAAUGCCAAAAUAUAUAAAGAAAAAACAAAAAAGUGGCAUGAUCAGAGGAUCGAGAAGAAAGAAUUUUUGGAAGGGCAGUUUGUUUUAUUGUUUAACUCCAGGUUGAAGCUAUUCCCUGGGAAGUUAAAGUCGAGGUGGUCUGGACCGUUCGUGGUCACUAAAGUAUUCCCUCAUGGAGCGGUGGAGGUUAAAAACCCAAGUAAUGGGGACAUUUUCAAAGUCAACAGACAGAGGUUAAAACCUUACCAUCAAAGUCAAGAGGUAGGUCUGAUUCACUAUCUUCGUCUCACAUCUUGA
This is a messenger RNA of Vicia villosa (hairy vetch), 465 nucleotides long. RefSeq lists its product as uncharacterized. The coding region runs from base 1 to 465 and encodes 154 amino acids. The transcript has a single exon. NCBI's taxonomy places the organism in Eukaryota, Viridiplantae, Streptophyta, Magnoliopsida, Fabales, Fabaceae. The record is from RefSeq and is a predicted model, not a curated record.